UCUUGUAAAUAUGGUGUUUGUUUAGUAUAUUUUUUGGUGCAUUUUUUGUUUUUCUUUUCGAUAAAAAAAACCGUAGAAAAUAAAAAGAAGUGGAAAAAAGAUAUAGAAGUUAAAUCGCCAUGCCCCCGAUAGUUGGUACCGUCAUGGCAGCUAACGCCCUGGGCAACAUGAUUUGCUCACGUUGCGAAGAGGGAUUCGAAGUCCAUGAAAAAAUUGUUAAUUCAAACGGUGAACUAUGGCAUACGCAAUGCUUUGUUUGUGCUCAAUGCUUCCGUGCUUUCCAAGAUGGAAUUUUCUACGAAUUCGAGGGACGAAAGUAUUGCGAACGCGAUUUUCAUGUUCUCUUUGCCCCAUGCUGCAACAAAUGUGGUGAAUUCGUCAUUGGACGUGUUAUAAAAGCAAUGGCAGCAAGCUGGCAUCCACAGUGCUUCUGUUGUGAAUCAUGCCACAAAGAGUUGGCCGACUGCGGAUUUAUUCGUAAUCAAAAUCGCGCGUUAUGCCACGAUUGCAAUGCCAGAGAGAAAGCAGGCGAGCUUGGAAAAUAUAUUUGCCAUAAAUGCCACGGUAUUAUCGAUGGUCAACCGCUUCGGUUCCGAGGUGAAGUCUAUCAUGGCUAUCACUUCAAUUGUACAUCGUGCAACGCUGAAUUGGAUUCGACAGCGCGUGAGGUGAAAAGUCGUCCGGGUUUUGCAGCUAAUGAUAUGAACGAAUUGUAUUGUUUGCGUUGUCACGACAAAAUGGGCAUUCCAAUUUGUGGUGCUUGCCGUCGACCGAUUGAAGAACGUGUCGUAACCGCCCUCGGCAAACAUUGGCAUGUCGAACAUUUUGUGUGCGCCAAAUGCGAGAAACCAUUUUUGGGACAUCGUCAUUAUGAAAAACGUGGCCUGGCCUAUUGCGAAACUCACUACCAUCAAUUAUUUGGAAAUUUGUGUUUUGUGUGCAAUCAAGUCAUUGCCGGUGACGUUUUCACCGCAUUGAAUAAGGCCUGGUGUGUGCAUCACUUCUCAUGUUCGGUUUGCGACACGAAAAUGAAUCAAAAAUCGAAAUUCUAUGAAUAUGACGAGAAACCGGUGUGUAAAAAAUGCUACGAAAAAUUCCCAACGGAACUUCGGCGUCGUUUGAGAAUAUCGCAUGAAAACACCAUGAAGAAACCCGCAUAAGCCAAACUAGAUUUUCCAUCACGUGGCUCUUCGUCUUCAUGAAUCUGAAAACAUACUGCCAAAAAUGAAGAUGAUACCAACACAAAUUCGCUUUAGUCGUCAUUGUGAAUGUUUAUGGCCAUUUCGAAACAGAAAAUAUGUUUCUUUUUUUCCAUCCGGAACCGUUAUAUUAACCACGAAACCAAUUAACAAGACCGCAGUCAAUUAAAUAAUAUUUAGUUUUUUUUUAUUCUUUCUUAUGUUUCAAUGGAUAAUAUCCAUAUUUUGUAUGAUUUUCGUUUUAACAAUUAUUAUUAUUAUGUAUUUGAAAUAUUGUGCCUAAAAUGUAUGAUCAUGUGCCUUUUUUGUAUGAGAUACGAGAUUAAUCCGAUCAUUUAAAUCGCGAUCAUUUGUAUUAAUUCUGAUUUUAAUUUUUAUUUUUGAUGAUUUGAUGUAAAUUAUAUCAAACUUAUUGUAGUUGUAGUAAAUGAAUAUUUACAGUUGUCGAGCCAACUCGAAUACUUAAACUUAAACUUAAUAAACGUUUAAUUUCUAACACAAG
Contarinia nasturtii (swede midge) is the source of this 1701-nucleotide messenger RNA. RefSeq names its product LIM and senescent cell antigen-like-containing domain protein 1 (gene stck). The transcript is spliced from 7 exons. Lineage: Eukaryota; Metazoa; Arthropoda; Insecta; Diptera; Cecidomyiidae. Gene Ontology annotation, cellular component: focal adhesion; cell-cell junction; cytoplasm. The coding region runs from base 120 to 1160 and encodes 346 amino acids. The record is from RefSeq and is a predicted model, not a curated record. Gene Ontology annotation, biological process: cell-cell junction organization; positive regulation of substrate adhesion-dependent cell spreading; cell-cell adhesion.